AUGCCGUCAAUAGCGCCAUACAGAAAUGACAUGAACAAUGUGCUUCAGCAGAUCGUCACCUCUUCAUCAGAGGCGGACACGCUCGACCAAUUGAUUCCAUACAUCAAGGACUACAGCUAUGGAAACAAGACUGCCCACUUGCUGAGCCAGCUGUCCGACCUUGCCGGAGAACGGGAGGCAGAGAUUGAGCGCCAAUGCAACACAAACCACCAGGAGUUUGUAAAAUCUGUCAACCAGUUGCUCCGGAUCCGCGAAGGCACCGUCACCCUCACCAACGAGAUUUUAGAAUUGAACCAGUCCAUUCAAGCCAGCACUGAACGGCUCGUAGAUCAGAAGAAAGCCCUAGUCGAGUCCCGAGGCGUGAGACAGAAUAUAGAAGACGCCCGGCACGCUCUGCAGGAUUGUCUCGAGGUUCUUCGCCUGGCGAACCAAGUCCAGGAGCUCCGCGACCAGAAGAAGCACUAUGCUGCGCUGCGGGCACUGGACGAAUUGCAAAGUGUCCAUCUGCAGAGCGUCACCCAGUAUGAAUUAAGCGAGCUGAUUCAGAAAUCGGUGCCUGCGACCCAGAAAUCCAUUGCUGAGGCUGUCAUGGCAGACCUCAACACCUGGCUCUUCCGUGUUCGAGAAAUGUCCCAAUACCUUGGGGAGCUGUCCUUCUACCAUACAGACCUUCGCAAGCAGCGUCUGAAGGAGAGAUCCGAAAAGACUUCCUAUCUUGCCAACUUCAAGCUCAACUCUGCCAUUGAGCUGGUGGCGGACGAACACGAGGAAUAUGACCUGCUCAAGAGCGAAGACCUCGAGGUUGAUUUCACUCCCUUAUUUGAGGCGCUACACAUCUAUCGCUCACUCGGUCAAAUGGAAAAGUUCAAGACUGACUAUGCCGCCAGUCGUCGCGCUCAACGCGACCUUCUCCUUCAAAAUUCCAUCUCCCUCGUUGACGAAGAGAUGGGCGAUCUCCACACUCUCCUGGAAGAUAUUGCGGGGUUCGCCAUCAUGGAGCGCGCUACAAUGAAGAAAGUCCCCGAUCUACGCUCCACUACUGAAGUCGAAGAGCUGUGGGACUCACUCUGCCAAACGGCCAUCUCGCUGAUGUCCAAGGCCCUGACAGCGGUGGACAACGCCGAACACUUGCUGAAGAUCAAAAACCUCAUCUCGCUGUUCAUUCAGACAAUGAACGGCUUCAACUUCAACACCGCGGCCAUGUCGAAUUUUGUGCUGGUCCUCUUCGACAAGUACGCCGAGCUCCUCAAGCAACGGUUCAGCGAAGAUUUUAUCGAGAUCGUCAGCACAGACGAUUACAUGCCCAUGCCGAUCCAGAACGCCGAAGAGUUCGAAAAGGUCGUCAAUGUCUCCUGGUACACACCCGACCGGCCCGUGCAGGAGAUGACUUUCCCGACCGUCUUCCCAUUCUCACAAAUGUAUCCACUCUGCUGCAUCGACAUCCGCAACUUCUUGAACCAGUUCUACUUCUUCUCGGCGCAGGAGGACAAUGCGCCUUCACCGCUCUCAUCCAAGAUCGAUUCUCAACUCCUCACCUCGCUGGAUGACCUCCUGACCACCAAAGUGUGUGCCAGCCUGGUUUCCAAGCUCUCGUCGCAAUACCUGGGUCAAAUCGUGCAGAUUCUGAUCAACCUCUCCCACUUCACCACCGCGUGCCACGAACUCGAAACCCUCCUUGCCACGGCGCGUUCUUCAUCCUCCGGCCCCAACGGCGGCGGGAGCGUCGGCCCACCAGUCUCGCUCAAAGCGACAGCGCAGUUCAGCACACACCAGAAGACAGCCGAAAACCGCAUCUUCGAGCUCGUCAACAGCAAGGUCAGCGACCUGAUCGAGACUGCCGAGUACGACUGGCUGUCGCGCGACCCGCCCACCGAACCAUCGAACUACAUCCUCACCCUGACGCGGUACUUGUCCAACAUCAUCAACAGCGUCCUGCUCUCUCUGCCGUCAUCACUAAAAGAUCUCAUGCUCUUCAACGCCAUUUCCUACACCGCCUCCAGCAUCCUCUCCCUGCCCUUGUCGCCGCAAGUGGACAGGAUAACGACGGCCUGCAUCGCGCAGAUGGACAUGGACAUCCAGCACUUCCGCUCCUACGUCGAGACCCUGCCGAACAACAGCAUCCUGCUGGAGUCGCUGGACGAGCUGAUCCAGACGGUCGCGCUGAUGAGCACUGACCAGCCCGACGAGUUCUACGACAUCUCCCUCCGCAACAAAAAGUACCGCAACGUCGACCCUCUCAAGGGCCCGCAGUUGUUGGAGAAGGUCGUCCACGUAGAUAUCAGGUCGUCAGUGUCUGCUAGGGGCGGCGCCGCGCACGUGCACUUUGACAGCGAGGGUGGAAGAGACGGGGUCCACAGCCCCGGACUGGCGCACAGUGGGAGCACGGGUUCAAGAGGGGGCAACACGUUUACGGCGUUGCAGAACCGCUUCAUGUCGCAUGGCGGGCGGUGA
Molecule: messenger RNA, 2451 nt
Organism: Cladophialophora psammophila CBS 110553
Lineage: Eukaryota; Fungi; Ascomycota; Eurotiomycetes; Chaetothyriales; Herpotrichiellaceae
Exons: 2
Coding region: 1-2451 (816 amino acids)
Biological process (GO): intracellular protein transport; exocytosis; Golgi to plasma membrane transport
Cellular component (GO): exocyst; membrane
Source: RefSeq, a predicted model, not a curated record